Molecule: messenger RNA, 1167 nt
Organism: Aureobasidium vineae
Lineage: Eukaryota; Fungi; Ascomycota; Dothideomycetes; Dothideales; Saccotheciaceae
Source: the annotation of a GenBank genome assembly
AUGGUCAACUUCAACGCCUUCUUCACUCUCAUCAUGGGUGUCACCACCUUCUUCACCAGCAACCUCCCUGGCACUGGCACUCUCACAGUCAUCACUCGCUUCACCGUCACGGCAACCUUCACUACUACCGCCAAACUCUUCACUACCGGCACUCCAAUCAUCACUACCAUCACGCCCACCUUCACUAUCACUAUGGCGUCACCAGGCAAUGAGCUCGCUAUCUUCACCGGCGCUCCAUUCACUGCAACUCCCUUCAUUCUCUCACUGGCAAAGGAGUUCGUCUGCGCUAUGUUCACCAACCUCUCUACCUUCAUUGGCUUCCUUUUUUGGACCCUGCUUCUGGUCGCCGUCCUCGCUUGCUCCCGUCACGCCAUGAAGUCAGAAGGCCUCGUCGGACUCGAGGCACAAACCAACGAGAAGGACGAGACCAUCAAGCAGCUUCGUUCUUUCUAUGCCGCCGAACACGCAGAGCUCCAUCGCAGCCUGCAGGUUCAGAGGGACGAGGCAGGCAGGCUCCUGGCCGCCGCCUCCACCAAGCACAGCUCCGCCCUGGCCAUCAAGGAUCACGAGAUCCAUGAGCUUCGUCAGAAGCUCGCCAGCGCUGACCUCCGCGAGGAGCAGGCCCGGUUCGAGAGCUCUGACAAGGUUGACAAGCUGCACAAGGAGAUUGAUCACCUCCGAAGUGUGAUUGUCAGCGUUGGAAAGAAUCUCGAGGCCCAUGAAGAGCUCGUCGCUGGUGCUGAGGAGGCUCAGGAAAAGGCCAAGAUUGCUGAAGAGCGCGCCUCCGCCGCUGCUCGAGAAGCCCUUGAGUCGAAGCAGAAGGUCGAGGCCGCCGAGAAGGCCUCACGAGNNGAGAGGCUUCUUUGUGAGAGGGGUUGCGCCAAGGCCGUCAUCAGAGAGUUGAAGGACGAGGUCAAGAUCGAGCAGUACAGGGUCCAGGAUCUCAGAAAGGACGUCAAGGAUCUGAAGAAGGAGGUGGAGGAGCUGAAGGCUCGGGCAGUGGGGGCUGCUCAAGUCCCGACGCCCUCCAGCCUCGUCGACACUUCCUCGACCGCUGCUACUCCUGAGCCCCGCGCGCCACAUGAGCAGAAGCCUGGCCAUAUCCUUCGCCGUAAGCCCAGGGGUCCCUUCGCUCCCAUUGUAGGCCGUCAGGGUGGAAAGAAGUAG